GCGAAAAAGCUCGAUAUUUUGUGACAUGAAAAGUCUGUCUAAUAAAAGUUUCCAGAGUAAGAAUAUCAGCCCAAGAGAUGAUGAGACUCAGAAAAGCAAUGGACUUGACUAUACUUGGGACAAGUUUGAUAAAGAAGAAGUCAAAAUAAAUCUCCAGUGAUGAAAAUAAAUGCAACUGCGUCAUUUGAGAUUGUAAUAAUGUCUGUGGAUGGGAUACAGAUCCUCCAGAAUUAAUCAAAAAUAGCCAAGUCUCAACUCACAAGACUCUUGCAUCAAAAUUCUCCAAAGACCUUAAACCUAUGAUCCCCAAUAAGAUCAAGAAGAAGUCAAAUGUGACAAGAAAGUGUUUCUUCAAGACCUCUCAAGGCAAGAAUCCAAACCACCGCCCAGUUACGAAAUCAACGAAAUAUUAUCACAUGCUGCUUCAAUACUACCAAAAUGGACCCAAUAGAGAGCAAAAAUUUGAAAAAUCACGGAAUCCAGUCAAAGAGUCCUUCUCGCAAGUAAAAACCCUGAACCAGGAUUUGGACAUAAACUUGCCUAAUGACCAAAGGCCCCAAAGGCGGAGAAUCACACCUUCAAGAACUCAGAAGAAGGACGCCAGCACUGUGACUAAGAAUGUACCGAAUGAGUUUUCACCCCAAAUUCAUGCUAGAUAUACCAGAACAGAAUAUAAAAAUAAAAGGAAUUAUAUUUAAAACUCUUAAAGAUGAGAAUUCAAUGCAUGAAAAAGCACUACACAAAGAUAGCAUCCAAAGCAGCCAGGAGACUGCUAUACAGAAACCAAUUUCUAAAUUACGAAUUGAGAAUCCUCAGCCUCAGUCAAAGAUAGAUGAGAAGUUCAGCACAUUGAUUGAUAUCAUCAAGAGUAACGAACAGAAAUAUUUCACUAGCUUUACUAGGAAACCGAAGAUUCUCAGGCCCCGUAGUAGGCAGAUAAAUCCGAGUACUAAGAUUAAGAAUAGUCUGAACAUAACUGCUCAGAAUAAUUUCAAUAGGAGACCGACUAACCUUAGCAGUAAUACUAAGGUCAAGUUCUUGACCGUCCAUUCUUCAAUGGAGAGGAGGACCCAGACCCAGUGGAAAGGAAGAAAUUUAGCAAAAUCUAGACCUUCUAAUACAAAUAUAAUCCCCAGUUGACACUCUUGAUACAAGAAUCCUAUUCGAUGAAACUGAAGUAUUGGGAAACUUCAAACACGGAAGUAGGCAGAAGGAGAAUUCUAAGGCUUUAUAAGAUAACUUUUAUAUUCAUUUGCAACUUAACUUAGCGACAAGUCUUAAGUUAUACAUUUAGAGCCUAUAGGUCAAAGAAGUAUCACCAGACUAGCAGUAAAGGGACAUAUGGAACCGAGAAGAAAGAAAUAAGAGGAACUAAAAGCAGAGAAAUAAAGUUAGACCAUCCCUACUGUAACCACAAGCACGACCUAGGCUUUCUCAGAGUAGACAACUUCCGUAGUUGCAAACCGAGUAAGGUGAAUUUCCUCAAGAAGAGAUCCUUGAAGCAAAACUUCAUAUUCCAGGAGUAAGAGCCAGUGU
Moneuplotes crassus is the source of this 1536-nucleotide messenger RNA. NCBI's taxonomy places the organism in Eukaryota, Ciliophora, Spirotrichea, Euplotida, Euplotidae. The record is from the annotation of a GenBank genome assembly.